AUGUCCAUGUUGCCGUGCCGUGUGUUGUGUUUGUUGGUCAUUGUGCUCUGCUGUGUGGGUGUGACUCAUGCUGGUGCUUCAGGUCACGCGGAACGUGUUAAGGAAGCAGAAGCGAAGGUUGAUGAGACUUUGAGACUGAAAGAGGAGUGUGAAGAAGCUACCAAGGCUGUUACAGAGGCCGGGCUUGCAGCUCAACGUUUUGCUCAUGCCACUGAGAUUAAUCGCGUAGCAAUUGCUGCUGACCCAAAUGAGGUGAACAAAACAAAGAGUGAAGGUCUUAAAUUCAUUGAGAAUACAACGAAGGCUGCAAAGAAAGCAGAAGAAGUGCGCGACAGAACUACAGACAGUAUAAAGGAUACUCGAGACAAUUCAUUCAUCCUUGGUGCAAAAAUGGAGGAGGCAGAGCAAGCAGCUGAUAAUGCAGAAAGCGCGACACGUGAUGCUACCAGUGCUAUCGAAACUGCGGAAACUCAUAUUAAUGGUGUGAAGAAGGUCCUGAAGGAACUCGAAGACGCAGUUGCUGCAGCUGAAAAGAAAGAAAAGCAGGUGGAGGCUCAGCCACAGGAACAGACAAAUGAAACAUCUCUUGGUGAGCAGCAAGGCCAUACAGAAGGAAAUCAGACGGAGCAAACACAAGAAAAACAAAAACAGCACUACCGUUCUACUUUUACGAUUAAUAUCCACGGAGAUAAUCUCGAUGCCUUACUCAAUGGUGCAGCGAAUAAGAGUGGUAUGGCAUUAAAUGACGGCAGCAGCAGCCCUGCGUUACUGCGUAUUCCACUCCUGCUGCUGCUGCUCUCUGUGCUGGGCUGCAUGGCCGUGUGCUGA
Molecule: messenger RNA, 828 nt
Organism: Trypanosoma theileri
Lineage: Eukaryota; Euglenozoa; Kinetoplastea; Trypanosomatida; Trypanosomatidae
Exons: 1
Coding region: 1-828 (275 amino acids)
Source: RefSeq, a predicted model, not a curated record